AUGUUUUCAUUUAAUGUUAAAUUAUCGUCGUCAUUUUUAUUUUUGUUAAUUUGUCUGUGUAACAUAAAUGUUGUUCUUUGUGAUGAGGAAUGUGACGAUGAUCACAAGUGUCAUCGAGAUUCCAAGUGUAUAAAAGUGUCUUUAGGCCAAAAUAACUAUAAUUUGUGCGUCUGUAACCCCGGAUUUACUGGCUGGGACUGUUCUACACCCUUAGAUUAUUGCAAUAAGCACUGUAGGCCCUUUCAGAGAGGCAUUUCAUGCAAACACACCUUAUGCAAUCAAGGCCAGUGUAUUAAUCUAGAUUCACAUCCCUAUUAUAAAUGUGACUGCGGAGCGUUUUAUAAAGGAGAUAACUGUGAAAUAGAAGACAAUCCCUGUAGCUACGAGAGGAACAACCCCUGCGGCCACGGAGAUUGUGAAUUUAUACCAGGAGUAAAUCAAAUUAACUGUAAAUGCCAUCCUGGUUGGACAACAAAUCCGAACCAGACAAACACGAAAUACACCUGGAAUGGUGUAGAGGUUCAUAUGACUCCAGCGUGUUUAGGUACAAAGUAG
Messenger RNA from Theileria orientalis strain Shintoku, 555 nucleotides. RefSeq lists its product as uncharacterized. Bases 1 to 555 code for a protein of 184 amino acids. The transcript is spliced from 2 exons. Lineage: Eukaryota; Apicomplexa; Aconoidasida; Piroplasmida; Theileriidae. The record is from RefSeq and is a predicted model, not a curated record.